Molecule: messenger RNA, 1072 nt
Organism: Panonychus citri (citrus red mite)
Lineage: Eukaryota; Metazoa; Arthropoda; Arachnida; Trombidiformes; Tetranychidae
Product: probable rRNA-processing protein EBP2
Exons: 2
Coding region: 103-897 (264 amino acids)
Biological process (GO): rRNA processing; ribosomal large subunit biogenesis
Cellular component (GO): nuclear periphery; preribosome, large subunit precursor; nucleolus
Source: RefSeq, a predicted model, not a curated record
GAAAACAUUUUCUUAGAAAAUUUUGUGUAUCAAUUGAUUUGAUCUCGUUUUUAAUUGUUAAUUGUUUUCUAAUUUGAUUUGUUUUUCAUUCUUUAAUUAAACAUGGCUGAUGUUCAGACUGUUAAACCUGGUCAGUUGAUCAACAAUAAAGCGGCUCUGAAUAGGAAGUUAAAGGAGAUGAAAUUAAAUUAUGAUUGGAUUGAGACUCUUGUUUUAACCAAUUCUGGUUCUAAUGAGGGUUUGCCUGAUGAUCAAGUUGAUCAUGAUUUUAAUCGUGAGAUGCACUUCUAUCGACAAGCACAAUCUGCUGCAUUAGAAGGUUUGAAGAGAUUACAUUCCCUUAAUAUACCAACUCGACGGCCAGAUGAUUAUUUUGCUGAAAUGGCUAAAAGUGAUUCUCAUAUGUUGAAAGUGAAGAAAGCACUUGCUGAAAGAGAAGCUGUUCUAUCUAAAAUUGAAAGAGCUAAAAAGAUGAGACAAGAAAAGAAAAUGGCCAAAAUGGUACAAAAUCAAGUGAAAAUUGCCAAACAAGCGGAAAAGAAAGAGUUGAUGCAAAAAGUUGCUCGAUAUCAAAAGGGUAAAGACAAAAGCCUCGACUUUUUAAAUGACAAACCAUCAGCUAAAAAGAAGGAAUCAAAACCACAGAAAUCGACCAAAAAAGUUCUCCACAAGAAGAAAGUCUAUGGUUUUGGUGGUCAAAAGAAAAGAUCCAAAUACAAUACAGCCGAAUCAGCGGCCGACGUUUCAUCAUUUAAACGAGGAAAACCAAGUAGUCGAGGAUCCAAAGGUCCAAUUAAAGGAAGCAAAAGUCCAAGAGGUGGUGGAGGUAAAAGCGGCAAAGGACCUCGAUCUACACCUAAAUCACAAUCAAAACGUGGUUCUGGUAGAAAGCGUUGAGAUAAAUUAUUUUAGAUAAUCAAUUUCAUAUUGUCUCUCCUUUUCCCAUGGGAUGUACAUAAACACGUUGUAAUUACUGAAUCAAUGGUAAAUUGUGCAAAGUUUGUACAAAUCACCUUUACAAAUCUUUUCACGAUUAAAUUAACUAAUCACAUGUUUAAUUUGGUAAUCACAA